AUGAAUGAGCCGACAGCUCCAGUAGCUGCAGACGUACUUAAUCCUUUCAUGGUGUCAGACGUAGAAGAUUUAACGUUAGAAGGGGAUAAUCCAUUUGCAGCCAGUAAUCCGUUUUCAGACUUUGGAAAUAGCUAUGAGCCUCCUGCAGGUGAUACAGUUCCUGUUGAUAUUUUUGGGGGAGAAAACCCCAAAGAGUUCGGUGCUAAGAAUUUUGAAGAUAAUCCACUAGAUAUGUUUACUAGUCAAUCAAUGGACUCUGAAAAGCUAGUAAAACCUACUGAAUUAGACUUAGUCUCUACUAUAGUCAAUUGUGCUAGUCCGUUGAUGGGUGAUAAUAACGAUCUUGAGCCAUCUGCACGACCACUGCCCACUGAAACUCAGAACUUAAUCCUGAGCGUAACUGGUCAAAUGGAAUUUACUAGUACGCACCUACUUGAUCGAAUACCACCAACGAGAACACCUAGCCCUGUAUCGGCUCGAGAUAUACAUUCACCGAGCCCCACUCCGGAGCCUGACUUACUUGACGAGAUGGUAACAGAAGAUAACUUUAAUAAAGAUAAACCCGUUCGACCGCCUCCACCACCUAACAGACCCCCACGUCCUGCACCACCCAGCGUACCCCCACCUCGUCCGCAAGCAUCACCGCAGGUACUCCAAUCAAAGCAACAAUCACCACAGCGGCAGUCACAACCAUCCGAAGAUAUUAAUCUUUUUGAUGCACCUGCACCUGUGACAACCAAACCAACCAAAGAACAUAUCUUGAGUUUAUAUUCCGCACCGAAAAAAGAAGAAAAACAAAUAGAUUUUCUCAGCGAUGAUAUACUUGAUGUUAUGACUUCUGAAGAAGGUCCCGAAAUGCAAACGCAGAUAACAAAUAUCAUUACGACAACAACAACAACAAAUUCACAUUCUGUCGAAACUACGUCUAUCUUUCAAGAUAUAGUAACAACUGCUAGUGGUACUGUAGAAGAGACGAGCAAUAUGUCGAUGUUUACAAAUGUAAUGGAUGAUUCUUGCGCUCACAUGGAUUGCUCGGAACCAAUGGAAGUAACUACAACUCAAUCUGACACUUCUCCUUUUGCAGAACAUAUCAAUGAUCAAUUUCAACAGAUAAAUGAACGUGAUAAGAACCCAUUUGAAAGUACUGAAUUUGCUCAUAUGUCGUCGUUUGCUGAAAAUGCAACUAAUAUAUUUUCAACAGAAGUCGAAGAUACAUAUAUGGCACCAACUAAUGAAUUAUUUAACGAAGGUCAAAACGAGUCAGAAUCUUUCAUAGAAGGCCACCCUAAAGAAACUUGGGAAAAUUCAAAGGUUAAUGCUUUUGGAGAUAUUUCAGAGACAAAUGAAACUCAACACGACAGUAUUUUUAAUUCAAAUGUCAACAACAUUGUUGAAAGUACAAUUGCUCCUUCAUCGAGUGAUCCCGGUUGGGGUUCAACUGAAAAAAUGUUACAAGACACCGUUAAGCCAUCGGAAGACGCUUUUGAUGCCUUUUCCGCUAAAUUUGACUCCACUGUGUCAAAUAACAAAACUACAGACGUUUGGGGUGACGACGGCAGUUCGGAUGCUGCGCCGGGGGGCUUCGAAGCGGAAGCGUUCGAUCCUUUCCUGCACAUGGAAGCACCACCUCCACCGGCGGCCACACCUCGCCUCGAGCACCAGGGAUCUCGUGACUCUACUGACGAUACUUUCUCAGUGUUUAUUAGGCCUAAAGAUGACAUGGGUGGACAAGAGUCAGCGGUGCCGGUGCUUGCCCCCCCGCCUCGUCCCCAGGUGCUGCCGGACUCCCCGCGCAGCAAUCCUUUCGACAAAAGUGAAGCUGAACCGCCGCAAAGGAUAGAGCCGCAAUUCGAGGAGAGCCGGCGGCGGUCUGGCAGCGGCGAUGGUGGGGAGACUCCUCCCACGCCACUGUUCGACGAGGACACGUCGGUGCCGUUGGAGGAGUUCCCACGCACCACCUACACCGGCCCCGGCUGGGAGAUGCAUCUGCGACAACCCAACAAGAAGAAGAUCACCGGACAGAGGUUUUGGAAGAAGAUGUUUGUGCGGCUGGUGUACCAGGGAGACACGCCGGUGCUGCAGCUGCUGGGAUCUGCCACCGACAAGGAGCCGCUGCAAGAGCUGCCCCUGCAGGCCUGCUAUUCGGUCUCUGACAUCGGCGCUCAGCAGUUCGACCAGUUCGGCAAGAUAUUCACCGUUAAGUUGCAGUACGUCUUCUACAAGGAGCGACCUGGAGUCAGACCGGGGCAGGUGACGAAGGCGGAGCGCAUCACCAACAAGCUGUCGCAGUUCGCAGCGUACGCGAUCCAGGGAGACUACCAGGGCGUCAAGGAGUUCGGCAGCGACCUGCGCAAGCUCGGCCUGCCCGUAGAGCACGCGCCGCAGGUGUCGCAGCUGUUCAAGCUGGGCUCGCUGAGCUACGAGGACGCGAAGCAGUUCUCGUGCUGCGUGGAGGAGGCGCUGUUCCGUCUGCCGGCUCACCGCGACCGCGCGCUCACGUACAAGAUGGAGGAGGUCCAGCUGACAGCUGUGGACGAGCUGGUGGUGGAGCAGGAUGCUGAGGGCUCCGUGAUCAAACAAACUGCACGUGUGCGCAUCUUCUUCCUCGGCUUCCUCAGCGGUCAGUGA
This is a messenger RNA of Parnassius apollo (apollo), 2628 nucleotides long. NCBI's taxonomy places the organism in Eukaryota, Metazoa, Arthropoda, Insecta, Lepidoptera, Papilionidae. The record is from the annotation of a GenBank genome assembly.